Podarcis lilfordi (Lilford's wall lizard) is the source of this 19176-nucleotide messenger RNA. The record is from the annotation of a GenBank genome assembly. NCBI's taxonomy places the organism in Eukaryota, Metazoa, Chordata, Lepidosauria, Squamata, Lacertidae.
AGGAAGGAGGCACCAGGGGAACAUGUAAGGGACUAGCCUAGUUCCCCAUGUCCACUGACCACAUGCCACUGCCAGGAACAAUUUCGACUGGCCAGCUAAACCAGGUGAGGGUAGCUGAUGGGUCUCAAACCCUCUGUGAGUUGGGGACUUGCGCUGCUUGUGAAGACAGGCUCCAGCAGACUGAGAACAAUAGUGGGUCCAACGGUCAAGAAGAUGGCUUCUGGCUUCUGAACAGCAGAAUGUAAUGUCUGACGUAAUAAACCAGAAAUGGAAGCUGAGGGAAGUCAAUAGGGAGGGGGGAAAUUGGAAAAUGAAUGUUAUUGAUAUUGGAUAUUGGUUAUGAGAAAAAUAAAGUUAAUUUUAAAAAAUAAAGAGAAGAUGAUUGCUUCUGCCUGUGCUGUAGAAGGAAGUGAGGGACAGUUGAGGAUCAUCAACCUGGGAAGGGACGCCAUUGAGGAGAAGGAAAACUCUGGUCCUAAAUCUCCGCUACCUUGCAGGACAUCUUUGGGAGAAGAAAAGGUUAAGGAGUAAAUGCUACACAAAUCAGGAAUGGAGUCCCUAAGAUGGUUGGAUGGCGCCUUAUACGCCUCCUUCCAGCAACUUCUGCAGCCAGGCUGGUGCCAAACAUCUUGCUCUGCUUUCCUUUAGCAAGGUGAAGAGGCGGGUCUUUGUUAGGAUAUAGUUCCACCUUAAAAGGGAGCAGGCAUGACUGUUGUGUGUCACAUGCCUGUUUACAUUUCCAGCACAGUCUGCUGGGAACUUCCGUUUGUAUAUUGCUUUUGCUUUUUGCUGUUUUGCUGGAGACGAAGGAAGCAGACAUGUUUUUCCUUUGUUCCUGAACUAUGCUGAAUAAAUGCUGUAAAUCAUGCUUGCACAUGUCUCUGUCCGCCACUUCCGUUGUGAGGAUUUAUUCACUCUGCCGAUAAGAGCGUGCACAGCUUCUAAACGUAUCUGAGGCUCAUGUCGCUGAUUGAUGCUGCUCCAAGGGAGACUGGUGUUCGUCUGGCUACUGACCGGUGGCUGGAGCCAGCUUGGGGGGGCUGCCAAAUGCCCCCGUCUCCCCAGCAGUAUCCCAACAUCGAGGCAGCCCAGGACCUCCCACUGCCCACGCAUGUGCCUCAGGGACGUCACCUCAGUCCUGCUAACGCAACUGUUUGACUUCACCCUCAGAGGGACACUUCAUGGUCUCUUGAGACAGACAGAUGCAGCCAUUAGAUAGAAACCAAUUAGAUAGAAACCAAUGAUUUUUUUUUUUAAUGCAGUUGCUCCUAGAAGCCCCAGCCUCUAGUCACAACCUCUAGGUAUUCCCCACUCCACCCCUCCCCCAUUUUCCCCUCUAUUAUUUUUAAUGAUUUUUAUUGGUUUUACAUAUACCGGUAAUCGCAUUACGUAACACCCUAUCCUCUUAUUUUAUCUCUUUGGCUCAACUGAGCCUAACUUCCCUCCCUCCCGUCUAAUAGUUUACAAAAUUAAACUUUGCAUCUUUACAGUUCACUUCAUUUCCUAUCCUUGUUACAUCAUUACCUAAAACAUUAAAUGACUCAGCCUGAAUAGGUAGCAAUUUCAUCUUACAAAUCUUCAGAUAACCCUGCUAGUGAUGUUAAUUGCUUACAGUUAUCUUUCAAAUAUAAUAUGACUUGAUCCCAGUCUUUUUGGAAUGCUUGGUCUCGCUGGUUCCGGGUUCUUCCCGUCAGUUUCAUCAGUUCUGCAAAGUCCAUCAACUUCAUCUGUUGUUUCCAUCUCUGGGCUAACAAAAUUCUUGCCACAGUUGUUGCAUAUAAGAGCAAUAUUUUUUUUUCUUGUCUCGGUAUCUCUUUACCCACUAUACCCGAUAAAAAAGCUUCUGGGUUUUUUUUAACAAAAGUGUUUUUAAACAUUUUCUUUAACUCACCAUUUCCCUCUCUAAGUUUCAGUUCAGCAGGCGGCAAGCAGCCGGCUUGCUGGUCAGUGCAUGUGUGUGAAAGCUGGGCAGACUGGGAGCCUCCUUGCCAUUGUCUGAGUUGCCUGGCAACUAGGUUACCAUGGAGACGUUUGUACACUGGAGGCCUGGACCAAAAGGACAGACCAGUACAAGGCCCUGAGAGCUGCAGGAGAGGAUGUUGACUUGGCAGGUGAGAGAAGGGUCACAGAGUGGGAGAAACCGAAAAGUGGGGUUUUUAGGGUAAGGGGGAGCCUGGGACCUUGUGUUUCACCCCUAUAUCACCACCCCACUCCUGUCCUUUCCCUCGUGGAUGUAUUUGCCUCUGCAUGGGAAGAAGAUUGACAGUUUUCAUUUCAAAGGCAAAUCAGCCUACAUUCUCACUUGCCAAAAGUAUGCAAACUAAGACACAGCUUUCCUUCAAAGUCCGUAUUCCUCUGAAUUUUGCAAAGCGGUUCCCUAACCAAAUGAUGUGUGCAUAUAUACUGUCCAGGGUAAAGUGUGCCUAAAAAUGCAUAUAUUAGUGAAAAAAUAUAACAUAUUAGGGAAGAUUGCUUUGCAGAAAUGUGAAUAUUGGGUAGAAUUGUGUAACGUGUAGCAGGAGAAAACUCUGGUGAAUUUUCAAGGAACUUUUCAAGGGACUUUUUUUUAAAAAAAAUCACACAUGGGGAGAACAGAUCUUAAGAGUGGAAAACCUGAGAGAAGGCAAAAUGGGACAGACGGAAAUCCCCAGGUGUCAAAACAGGUUAUUUAUGUAUGCCACUACUGCGGCCCGUGUUUUGUUAGCCCAAAAAUGGAAAACGAGUGAGGUCCCAACCAAAGAAGAAUGGCAACUUAAGCUGACAGAAUAUGCACAGAUUGCAGACUGCACAAUUAACAUAUAGAAUAUGUCAAUUAACAUAUAGAAUAAGAGAACAAAAAGAACAUACAUUUAGAGAAGAUUGGGAAACGUUUACUGAAUAUAUGGGGGGAAAUUGUGUACACUUGGAAACGUUGGCAGCAUUAAGAUAAAUUCAACAGUGUAAAUAGGUUUUGAUGGAUGCAAUAAUGGAAUACAGAAUGGUUUAGUUUAUGUAAAAUAUGCAGUGAUUUAUGGUAUGCAAAAUGAGCCAUGGAUAGAGAAGAAGGGAAGUCAUUGAUAUCUUAAGGAUGUUUAACUGAGUAUUUUAAAUUGCAAAACAAAAUUUAAUACUAUAUAUAUGAGAGAGAGAAUGUUGGGAUGCAAAGAACAUGGGGGUGUUGGGGCAAUUUGUUGUUGUUUAGUCAUUUAGUUGUGUCCAACUCUUCGUGACCCCAUGGACCAGAGCACACCAGGCACUCCUGUCUUCCACUGCCUCCCGCAGUUUGGUCAAACUCAUGCUGGUAGCUCUGAGAACACUAUCCAACCAUCCGGUCCUCUGUCGUCCCCUUCUCCUUGUGCCCUCCAUCUUUCCCAACAUCAGGGUCUUUUCCAGGGAGUCUUCUCUUCUCAUGAGGUGGCCAAAGUGUUGGAGCCUCAGCUUCAGGAUCUGUCCUUCCAGUGAGCACUCAGGGCUGAUUUCCUUCAGAAUGGAGAGGUUUGAUCUUCUUGCAGUCCAUGGGACUCUCAAGAGUCUCCUCCAGCACCAAUGGAGCAAUAAUGGAGUUUAACUGAGUGUAUGUUGUGUGGGUGGUUUGGACCUCUUCACUGGCUUAUUAUUUUGGCUCAAGCACUGCUUGGCAGUGGCAUACGGGAACAGGGCCAGUUUCAUGGAUUCAAACCCUGGUCUCCAAGGUCCUAGUCCCACCCUAUAACCACAACGCUACACCUGCCACUCAUCCUCCAAGGCUUCCCAAUGGGAUUUUAAUGGUGGGCAAAUGUCAUUGCUUCAUCUGAAUGGGAGACAAAGUCAGCGCCUAUCCAUGGCGGCUGCCCGCCAUCUUAAUUUAAGCAAAAUGCAAUGCCCCAACCUUUAAAUCCAUAAGGUCUAUGAGGCUGAGUUUUAUAGAUUUCAUAGGACUAUAUAGGCUGGAGCAUUGAAUUUUGGGUAAAUUAAGAAGGCUGGCAGCCACCAAGUAUGGGAGCUGAGCUUUGCUCCCAUUGAAAAAUAGCACUGCCACUCACCGGCUCCUAAAAUGAAUGUCCAAGGGGCUGACAGAGAGGUGCUGAGAGGUGUCGCAGCUGAGUGUCAUAGACUGGCUGGAGAUAGAGGAGUGAUGGGAGGCACCAGCUGGGAAAUCCCCAAGGGAAGAAGGUUCAGAACCUUGGUGGUGGGAGGAUGGCAAGUGGUCAGAGGGAGAAGACUUCAGGGAGGAGGCAUCGGAAGCUGAAAAGGCCACAGGGUUUCGUGAGCAGGAAGAGGUUGUGACAGAUGGCAGUUCAAACUUCAAGGCUGAAGCAGAGGCUGGAGAGGGAUGGGGCCAGGAGACAGAGGGGCUGGCUGCUGAAGAAGCCAGGGUGUCAUUGUCAUCCCCUGUUAUGACCAGCUCCCCUCCCCACUGGUCUCCUAGGACAUGCAGAGAAAUGAAAAGAGCAGAGCAGAGAUUAGUUGUGUGCAGGUACAGUCUGAGAUUGCUUGGGGAAAGCCCAUGAGAGGAGCAAAAAGGGUUUUCUUGUGUGUGUGUUUCUUUGUGGCAGAUUAGCUGCUCUCCCUGUGCAAAGGUCAGAGGGGGCAGGGUUUCUGUUGAGGCAGGUGAUUAGCUGUGGGAGGAGCUUAUCAGCUGCUCCAGAGAAGUGGACACGGAGCAAUGGAUCCAAACUACAAGAAAGAAGAUUCCACCUAAACAUUAGGAAGAACUUCCUGACAGUAAGAGCUGUUCGACAGUGGAAUUUGCUGCCAAGGAGUGUGGUGGAGUCUCCUUCUUUGGAGGUCUUUAAGCAGAGGCUUGACAACCAUAUGUCAGGAGUGCUCUGAUGGUGUUUCCUGCUUGGCAGGGGGUUGGACUCGAUGGCCCUUGUGGUCUCUUCCAACUCUAUGAUUCUAUGAUUCUAGGAAGAGCCUUAGAGAGUGGUGGAACACAGGGACCUUCAGUCCUCGCUGUUGGGGUGCUGCCAGGAGACGGGGGCGUCUGGCAGGCCCCUAGCUAGCUCCAGCCAGCAGCCGGGCGAAACUCCGGUUCUCGGAACAGCAUCAAAACUGCGACUCAAGCCUCAGAAGCCUUCAGAGGCUUAAGCAUACAAGCCAGCAGAGAAAAAACUCUUUGCAGCAGAAGUAGCGGACAGAGACAUGUGUAAGCAUAUUUACAGCAUUUAUUCAGCAGCAGGACAAUGGAAAAACAUGUCUGCUUCUCUUUGUGUCCAAGCAAAACAGCAAUAGCAAAAGCAAUAUACAAAAGGAAGUUCCCAGCAAGCCUGUGCUGGAAGUAAACAGGCAUGUGACACACAACAGUCAUGCCUGUUCCUUUUAAGGUGGAAUGGAACUAUAUCCUAACACUCACAACUGCCUUGCUAGACCAAGACCAACUGGGAAGACUUGCUAGGAUCAUCAUCAUUUUUUAUUUGUAUGCCGCCUUUCCACAGUUAAAAAAACAAUGCUCAAGGCGACUUACAGCAUGACAAGAUUUGCAUAAUUACAAAAGUCAUAAACAAUAAAUAAAGCACAUCAAAAAAAUACACAACCAUAUGGAAAACAAUUUCCACAUAAAUCAAAAUCUAAAACUAAGAAUACAGCAUUAUUUAUUUAAAAUGACAUAGGUAAAAAAUAACAGCAGUUUAAACAAAAAACGAAACAAAAUGGAGCCCUCUCUGCCCAGCGGCAGCAGUCCUUUAUAGAGCCCAUCAGGUCCCGCCCUAGGCCAGGUGGUGAGUGGCAGGACUGGGGCUUUCAGGCGCUGAGCAGGGAUCACUAGACCUGCGCUACUUUAGUUUCUUUGAGACCCUGGUAUCUUUAUUGCUGACCUGAGCUUGAUUCCAGCUCCUGACAUUGGGUCAGGCUGGCAGGAGCUCCUGGGGGCUAGUGCUGGACCUCGCCAAAGCUGGCACCAACCACAACUAGGAAAUUCACCAUCAAGGUCACAGGUAACCUGUCUUGUCCUGUCCUGUCCACUUUUCCCAUGAUGCACUCUGGAAAGCAAAGCAUGACCUGGCACUUUUCUCUUUUUGACCAACAGGGAAACUAUUGUCUUGCAUUGUAUCUAAAGACCCUCUGAGACAGAAGUUUUGUUCUCAAGGAAGUGGCUUUUUAAAAAAACAACAACACACACACACUCACCAUUGACUUUCCCCAAAGGUAAGUGUCAUUACAAAGGGGUGUGUGAGUGUUUAAUAGCAAUAUUUGCCCAGGCUUAAAUGUAGUAAAGUCCUGCCUUCCAGAGCUGGGGUGAGGAUUAAUGAGCAAGGUGGUGCUUAAGGAAAGCACUGGACAAAUGGCAGGUAAAGUAAAGGGACCCCUGACCAUUAGGUCCAGUCGUGGCCGACUCUGGAGUUGCGGCGCUCAUCUCGCUUUACUGGCCAAGUUUGGAAUAGAGUAGUUGCUUUGGAAGAUGAUAAUUAGGCAUCCUUACAAGAUGACAAGUCCAACAAAGUUAAUGUUGAAGAAUCAUUGCUUCGACACUGGUGAUCUUUGCUUCUUCCAGUACACUGGCAUUAGUUCGCCUGUCUUCCCAAGCGAUAAACAUAAAGGUACCCCUGACCAUUAGGUCCAGUCGCAGACGACUCUGGGGUUGUGGCACUCAUCUCGCUUUACUGGCCGAGGGAGCCGGCGUACAACUUCCGGGUCAUGUGGCCAGCAUGACAAAGCUGCUUCUGGUGAACCAGAGCAGUGCACGGAAACGCCGUUUACCUUCCCGCCGGAGUGGUACCUAUUUAUCUACUUGCACUGGCAUGCUUUUGAACUGCUAGGUGGGCAGGAGCAGGGACCGAGCAACGGGAGCUCACCCUGUUGUGGGGAUUCGAUCCACUGACCUUCUGAUCGGCAAGUCCUAGGCUCUGUGGUUUAACCCACAGCGCCACCCACGUCCCAUAAGUGGCAGGUAGGAUGAUGCAUUUAACAGAACAAGAUAACAGGAUUUAUUUCCUUUGGGGGAGUAAGCGCUGGAAGCUAAGGUUGCCUUUGCCAAUGGUGCCCCUCCAAGCGGCCAGCAGGAAUGUGCCAUGGGGCAUGUGGGGAGCAUCAGCGUGGGGAACCCAAACGACUCAACCGGGUGUCAUGUAGCUGAUGGGCAACGUAGGUCUCAGAGCCUGGUGGUUACCUGGCCCAUGCAAGAACCUGCAUGGAGCAGACAGAAUCACAUUCUGGACCUUCUAAUUCUGUGAUCUGCACAAGAGGCUCUCCAUGGCUGGCUUCUCCCAUCCAAAUGUUCCAGCAAUACUUUUUAAAAAAAUGUUUCCAUUCUUGGACAGGGUUUUGUAAGAGCAACACCCUCUGCAGCAAAUCUAAGCCUGUGUCCAUCUGCGAGUUCCGGCUGUGAGCCAUCACGCCUUCCAGCCCAAAAAAUGCUUGCUGGACGAGACGUGGUUCGUCAGAAGCCAGGCAGAAAAUGCCAAAGGCGCUGACUUGGCACUGAGGAGUUGUCUGCUUCUAGCUUGUGGCUGAAAUUCUAGUUAAAAGGCUCUGGUAUCACCCAUGAAACCGCUUCCUCUUUCUUAUCUGAAACAUCCUGUGUAAUUUCUUGCUAGCAGGCUCAGGAGACCCUGGCUAUGGGGGGCGUUUUCCUCUUUUGACACGUCUUUCUAUUUUCGUUUUCUCUUCUCUUCCCUUCGUAUAUCUGUUGUGGAAAACAAACACGCACGGCGUGGUUUUAGGAUGGCCAGCUUUUCAGCCAGACCCUCAAGCCUCUUUUUUUGCUGUUCAGCUUGAUCUGAAACUGUUAGCAAGGAGUACUGUUUGCUUCCACGCCAUGAGAAACAUCAACUGCUGGUGGCUGCAGGGCCCAAUGCAAAGCAGGCAGCCCUAGCCAUCAGAAUUGGGAAGCAAAAGUGGGCAGGGGGAAGUAGUGAGGGGGGCUUGGUCAGGCCCCUGAACUGGGCAUUAGACACCCCUGAUGUACAGAGUUGGAAAGCAUAAUGCAUUUGAAGUGUUAUUUCAGCGUUUUAAAUAGCCUUGUGUUAUUGUAACUCGCUCUACGCGGGGCUGCCCUUGAAGGUUACCCAGAAACUCCAGCGGGUGCAAAAUGCCACAGUGAGGCUCCUUACAGGGUCCUUGCCAUGCGAUCACAUUCAUCCAGUGCUUUACCAACUGCACUGGCUCCCGGUGGUGUACAGCGUCAGGCUUAAGGUGCUGGUUUUGACCUUUAAAGCCCUAUGCGGCCUAGGACCCACGUACCUAUGGGACCGCCUCUCCUGAUAUGCCCCACGGAGGACCUUAAGGUCCACAAAUGACAACAUUUUGGAAGUCCCAGGUCGCAAGGUGGUUAGAUUGGUCUCAACUAGGGCCAGGGCCUUUUCAGUACAGGCCCCGAUGUGGUGGAACGCUCUGUCACAAGAGACUAGGGCCCUGCGGGACUUGACAUCUUUCUGCAGGGCCUGCAAGACAGAGCUGUUCCACCUGGUCUUUGGUUUGGACUCAGUCUGACCCUUAUGCUUCCCUCCCCUUAUGGUUUUGAUGAGGCUGCAUUUUAAAUUGCAUUUUAACCUGUAUUUUAAACUGGUGUUUUUCCCCCCAUUAUGAUUUUACUGUAAUUUUACUGGUGUUAGCCGCCCUGAGCCCGGCUCUGGCCGGAGAGGGCGGGGUAUAAAAAAAGUGUAUUAUUAUUAUUCCCAUGGUCAAGCUGUUUGGUCUUCCUCUCUUCCAUAGCCCUCCUGCCAAUCAUCAAUCCAAUCUAAGUCGGCGAGAUAAGCAAAGAUGUCCAAAGGUGGAGCUCUCCAGAGAAAUAAGUUCACCGUGCGACACCAGAAGCGUUCGAGCGCCAGCGAAACGAACAAGAUGACUCCGGCGCAGAUGGCGCGCUACUUGGCCUUCGCUGACCCCAGUCAGCCCAAGGUGAAAGAGAUGCUGGCUGCCGUCCUCAUGAAGGACAGGAAUUUGGUGCCGGAAGAGGAAAAGGUGGCGGAACAGAAGAACCUCAUCGGGGUCCUAAAAGCCACCGAGGCUCGGAACCGCCUCCGGAACACGAGGCUCCAGUACCAGAAUCUGAGAGUGAGUUUGUAUGGGGUUUGGGGAGGGGGGGAGCGAUGUCAGGGACAGGCUAGAUGAGGAGGAGAGCUGGAGACCCCCUAACCAAGAGGAAACCAUAGUUCUUCAUUCUCUCAGCCCUAUGGGGUAGCUUAGAUUGUGUCACGGUCCGGUUCAUGGGCAAUCAAAGUCCUGGCAGGGGAUGUCAGGACCGCGGGCAAGAUGGCGGGGUGGGAGCAGGAACGGGGGUCCAGAAGCCAGGAGUCAGGAAGCCAAGCGUCCGAGGGUCAGAGAGCCGGCAGUCAAGAAGUCAGGGGUCCAAGGGUCAGGAAACAAGGAGUCACGAAGUCAAAGGUCCAAGGAUCAAGAAGCAAGGAGUCACGAAGUCAGGGGUCCGAGGAUCAAGAAGCAAGGAGUCACGAAGUCAGGGGUCCAAGGAUCAAGAAGCAAGGGGUCAUGAAGUCAGGGGUCCGAGGAUCAAGAAGCAAGGAGUCACGAAGUCAGGGGUCCGAGGAUCAAGAAGCAAGGAGUCACGAAGUCAGGGGUCCGAGGAUCAAGAAGCAAGGAGUCACGAAGUCAGGGGUCCGAGGAUCAAGAAGCAAGGAGUCACGAAGUCAGGGAUCCGAGGAUCAAGAAGCAAGGAGUCACAAAGUCAGGGGUCCGAGGAUCAAGAAGCAAUGAGUCAAGAAGCCUAGGUUCAAGGAUCAGGAAGCAAGAAGACAAACGCAGCAAGGCAGGAAGCGUGUUGCUGUAGCAAAGAGCCGAAGGGAAAUGCUGACCUUAUAUCCCUUCCCAGCUCUUGCCACCAGGUGCUGUGAGUUACCAAUCGGCCUCACCUGUGAGGCCACACCUUGCUUCUUCAGAACAAACUUAGGAAGGCCCCAGUCCUGCAAAGUCUUAUUGGUCACAGGGCCUGGCUCCUGCACGCACACCUGACAGAUUGAGUGUGAGCGACUGGCCCAAGGUCACCCAAUGAGCUUCAUGGCUGAGCGGGGAUUUGAACUGCAGUAUCCCAGGUCCUAGUCCAACACCCUAGCCAUUAUGCUAAAUCGGCACGUAGUAUCAAAGAGUACUGUGCACCCUGACUUCAGUAGGGUGAGGAUGUUUACCACUCUACUUCCAGCAAGAAAAUAUAUUUAGCUGAUCCUGCUUGCCCUGUGGCCUCUAGCCUCCAACACUCGUUUUCAUCUCACUAUAGGGGCAUCUACUUCAUCCUGAGAGCAGCAAAGAGGUUGGGAAAUGGAAGCACCAUUCAUGGGGACAUAGCCAGAGACAGCAAGGGGGUGUGGCAGAAACAGCCCAGAAUUCCUGGUCCAUGCACAGAUUUAGUUUUUUAGGGUUUGGGAAGUGUUAUUGCAUGCCAUUCCUAAAUGCAAACCCUGGGAAAGCUCCAUCGAGACCUAUUGGAAUAACCUGCCAACGCAGUAUCAAUGCCCCUCCAACUUUCCCUGUGUAAUCCCCGUGAGAAAGCUAGUUCUGGAAAAGUUGCUUAUUUUAGACCAGACUGCCUCCAUGGAAGGUAUUUUCUCUCUCGCGCUCGCUCACUCUAUAAUCCCAAACAACAUGAUGUCAUAACUUGGCCCCUGCUGUAACUCUGGGCUUGUUAUUUACAGCUCUUGCCAUAAAAUAUGCUAUAGUUAGCAAGCUUGGAACAGGACUUCGCAGCUGCCGCUGCUGCUACUGUCAAAACAAAGCGUUUUCUGUCCUUCCAAGGCUGGGGCUAUUCUGGCCAGUGAAACAAAGCCUCUCUCUUGGGGGUCUUUAACUGGCAAUAAACAACGACCCGCCCUUUGCAGACUCCCAAAAACCUGGCAACAAGCAGCGCAAUAUGUACACAGAGAUGCAUCUCCCAAGAAAACCCAGUGGCUUUUCAGAGAUUGUGCCUAGGGUGAUGGUUAGAUUUAGGCAAAUGGACGUGACAGGGCUGAGGCCUCGACAGACGAGUGUUUGGGACACUGGAGCCCAAUGAAAUCAGUUUGGGUUCAAGUUAGCUGUGACGAGGGGCGGAGGAGAAAUUUGCAUUUAAAGGCAAAGCUCAUUUGCACUUUCUGUAGCAACGGGAGCUCAAAAAAACACAGCCAUCCUUCAGAAUGUGCACUUCUCCAAAUUUUGCAAUGCUGUCCUCCAUCGAAAGAAUGUAUCGAAAACUGCACAUGCUGGAGUAAAGUGUUCAGCAAAGGGCAUAUAUUCAUGUAAAUCACAUUGCAAUAUGUAUUCUAUUGCUUAACCCCUGUAAAACUGGCUAAAAUUUAUAAACUAACAUCAAAUCUGUGUUGGAGAUGUAAGGUAUCAGAGGGAUCGUUAUAUCAUGUAUGGUGGGGAUGUGAUAAAAUUAAGAAAUUUUGGGGAAAUAUACAUGAGGAACUGAAAAUAUGUUUAAAACAACAAUAGGUAAGAAGCCGGAAAAAUUCCUUUUAGGAAUUGUUGCAAAUGACAUCCCAAAAGACAUGAAGAGAAUCUUUUUAUAUGCAACAGCUGCCGCAAGGUUGUUGAUUGCAAAAAAUUGGAAAUCAGAAGAAGUACCAACAUUGAAAGAUUGGCAAAAUAUUUUUUUGGAAAUGAUUGAAUUAGCAUAAUGGUACAUAAUGAAUUGUGAAAAUGUGAAUUUACGAAUAUAAUGUAUAUGUAUCAAUAUGUAAAGAUUUCAUACAUGUAUUGCAACAUUAAUAAUAAAUAAAUUAAGUGCAAAAGAAAGAGAGAGAGAAAGAAAGAAAGAAAGAAAGAAAGAAAGAAAGAAAGAAAGAAAGAAAGGGCGAGUUUAACUUCACCCUUUCCUCUCCCAACGCAAUCCUGAAUUCCGCCACCACCACCAGCACUACAGUUAGCUUUAGAGGGAAAGUUCCCAUUGCUACCUAACAGUCAGGGGUCCCCUUUACCUUUACCUUUAACUUGUUAAGAUAGAGUUGUACAUUUAUCCACUCCAUGUUUACAGUAUCUCCAGGCUUUGUCUUGCACAUGGCACCUUAGUAUAUUUGUUGUUUGACUGGUUAUAAGUCUAUCUCUAUCUCUGCCAUCUCUGCUUCCAAAGGCUAAUUGCAGUGCAGGUGGGAUUUUGCUGGAAUCACAGUAGGGGAGGGCAAGGAUAAACCGCCCUCCCCAUACACUGUGGUCCUGAUGAAAACCCUCCGCCCUGAACCUACUACUAUUUUUUACACUUACGUGCGGUUGCCAAGCAUGAAUGGGGGGCAGUUUUCCCCAACCGGGCGCCCUCCAGAUGUUCUGGACUGCAACUUGCAUCGGCCCCAGCCAGAACAGAUGUGCUGAUGGGUGUUGUGCCUGUGAAAACUUUCUUUAUCCUGAGCAAACCAUUUUGUAUGAUUGGCUUUUCGGACUGAUGAAGCGUGUAGCGAAACCUGUAAUAUAUCCAGAGAACAGAUCUCCUUUUGCCCACUUGCAUUAUUCUCACCAGGCUGGUGGCUUUGAUUUUCCUUCCUAUGAUUAAUCCAUGCAUACGGCUUUGUGUUUCCAAAUCAAGACCCAUUGAAGAACAUCUCAUCCAGUUCAAUCUUUGAAAAACAGCUUUGAAAAACUUUUUCAUAUUCUCCAGUGUGCAACCCUUGCCAUUAUGGCGGCACGGGGUUGCCGUUCUGUGAUUGGACUUACGCUACUUGUUGAACGGUUCAUUUAUCCAGUCUGUAUAAUGUUUACUGCACAUGUAACUUGUUAAGACGGGACGCGGGUGGUGCUGUGGGUUAAACCACAGAGCCUAGGACUUGCCGAUCAGAAGGUUGGCGGUUCGCAUCCCCACGACGGGGUGAGCUCCCCUUGCUUGGUCCCUGCUCCUGCCAACCUAGCAGUUCGAAAGCAUGUCAAAGUGCAAGUAGAUAAAUAGGUACCACUCCAGCGGGAAGGUAAACGGCGUUUCCGUGCACUGCUCUGGUUCGCCAGAAGUGGCUUAGUCAUGCUGGCCACAUGACCCGGAAGCUCUGUACGCUGGCUCCCUCGGCCAGUAAAGCAAGAUGAGUGCCACAACCCCAGAGUCGGCCACGACUGGACCUAUUGAUCAGGGGUCGCUUUACCUUUACCUUUACCUUUACCUUGUUAAGAUAGAGUUGUACAUUUAUCCACUCCAUGUUUACAGUAUCUCCAGGCUUUGUCUUGCACAUGGCACCUUAGUAUGUUUGUUGUUUGAAUGGUUACAAGUCUAUUUCUAUUCUAGCUAUUAUUCUAGUAAGUUUGGUUUUAUACUUCUAAGCCAGUUUGUGGUGUUGUUGUUUUGUUGUAUUAUUAUUACUGUCACCACAUUUGAUACUUUGUGCAUAUACUUUGAAUUAAGAGUACCAACUUGUUUGGAACUCAGGUCUCAGGAUUGGGAGAGAGUGCUGCCAUUAGAGUAGACAGCACUGGACCAAAGCUGCUUUAGACUGAACCUUUAGACUGGUUCAGUCUAAAGCAGCUUCAGUUCUUCAUUCAUUUCAUUCUCUUUCGACUCCAGGCACAAGAGAUCAACUUCCUGAUCUCCUUCCAGAGGAAUGCUAAAGGUGCUGUGAGGCUCGAGGUCUUCCUCCCACCCAGGAAGAACCUUAGAAAACUAGCAGACUGCAUGAACACAGUCCAGGUAUGUUGAACACACUAACUGUCUGGCAAAUAGUUCCUUCCCACUGACAUAUCUCUCCAUUUCCCGGUUCUGAAAGGGGGGCCCAUCAAGAAAGAAGGUCGCUUAGAAAUGUGGGGCUGCGCAGUUCCCUCCGCAGACAGCGUGCACAUGUCGCCGCAGAAUAUCGAGGAGGCCCGGCCCCCUCCUUUAAUUUUUUAGGGGGGGUCCUAGACCGCUCGCGGCCACCCCUAGAUGGCGCCCCUGAUUCAUAUGGUGGACCGUUUCCUGGGAAGACAAAGUGAUGGCCAUCAUCUUCAGUGGUUCUUUAAAAGCAUUCCGCUAGCUCACUGGGGCUGGAUCCACUGAUAGUUAAGAACAUAAAGGGAGCCAGCUGGGUCAGACCACAGCUAAUAAAUAGCCUUCUCCUCCAUGAAUUUGCCCGAUCCUCCUCUUCCUCUUCCUCCUCCUCCUCUUCCUCCUCCUCCUCUUCCUCCUCUUCCUCUUCCUCCUCCUGCUCCUACUCUUCCUCCUCUUCCUCCUUCUCCUCCUCAUCCUCCUCCUUCUUCUUUUUCGCAAACUUUACUGAGCACAGUGGUACCUUGGUUCUCAAUCUUUAUCCGUUCCGGAAGUCCGUUCCAAAACCAAGGCACCCUUUCCCAUAGAGAGUAAUGCAAAAUGGAUUAAUCCUUUCCAGACUUUUAAAAACAACCCCUAAAACAGCAACUUAACAUGAAUUUUACUAUCUAACGAGACCAUUGAUCCAAAAAAUGAAAGCAAUAAUCAAUGUACUGUGCUAUAAAAUAAAUGAGACAGUAUUGUAGAUGACAAAAAUUAUUAUCCACACAGUCAUAAAAACAAAUUAACCAAAAAGUCCUCUAAAACAAAAACGCAAAAUAAAAAGCAAAAACAAAAGCGCCAAACUUAAUCCAUUACGGAAGUCCAUUUGACUUCCGAAAUGUUCGAAAACCAAGGUGCAGCUUCUGAUUGGCGCUGGUGCCCCGAAAACAAUACCCGACAACUGCAUUGGAUGUUUGGCUUCCGGAAAACAUUCGAAAACCAGAACACUACCUCUGGGAUUUCGGCGUUUGAGAACCAAGGCUUUUAAGAACUAAGGUACCACUGUAUCUUAAAAACAGUUACCAAAUUUAUUUGUCUUCCAAGACAAAUACAUGUACAGAUGUGAAGUCUUGCGUGCUGCCAUUCACAAGGCGUCAAAACAAAUUUGGAGAAUCUUUUACAUUACAAAUUCAGCUCACAAUCCGCAGGGUGGACUUGAGAUAAUUUCUUAACUGGUGACUGCUGCAACUGAAAUGGACACGGGAUUGCUUCUGUUACUAUUGUUAAUAAACUAUGUGAACCGAGACCAUCUGCACACUGUUUCCUUUGCUUUGCUUUACAGAGAAGCCGUAUUGAAGAGAUUCUGGAAGAUGAAACGGGUGAGGUCUAUAUCAGAAAGCCUUGAAACCCCACAUAAGACAAGGCAGUAUAAGGGGAGGAGAUUAUGGAUGGAAGCCAGACAGAGACCAAAUCUCUGGACAGCUCCAACUUAGAAAAACUAUUGCUGUUCAAUAAACUUCAUGGAUUAUUAUCCAUGACUUAAGACAAAAAACAAAAAACCUCAUAGUUAGGGGUGGACAAAUCUGUUUCAGCUCCAUGUUAUUUUUGCAUGUGUUCACCCAAAAGUCUGUUCCAUUCCAUUUUUUUCCCAUUAAUCUUCGAGAUCUCCAAAGAUAUAUUGCAUUUAAAUGUGCAUUUUAGGCUGCAAUAGGACCUCUCAACAGUUGUGUAUAAGGCUGCGCGGUCAAAAUGCAAUUUUUGAAAACGUAAAUUGUUAAAAGUUUGGGGUACUUUUUCAAAGAAACGAUCGUGGCUAAACAUUCAGGAAGUACAAACAGCUGGCCAGUAACUUAACUGACAGAUCUGCACCGUGGUCAGAGAGGUCCUGAUCAGCAAAGAUGGGAUUCUCUCUCCAGUUUGCAGCUCUGCCUUUCAAAUCAAUGUGCGUGGUGCAGGGCCUAAAGCAUCCUUUGCCAAUCUGGGGCAUGGCUCUGCUUGCUGAGGCUGAAGGGAACUGUCAUUCAAAACAUCUGGAGGGCACCAGAGUGGCAAAGGUUUGCUAGAGCAUUAUGCCUGGGAUGGGAGAUGGCUGUUGAAGGAAUGCUGGACCUGAGAUUAGUCAUCUCUUGUUAGAGACAUGCUUUUCAGUUCAAAAACCUUUUGGUACUGAAGACCUUUCCUUCAGUGCAGUCCUGUGCCUAGUUAGCAAAAUAGCUGAGCAUCAGACUUGCAGAGUUUGCUGUGCUCUGUAGAGACUGAAUUCCUUCCAUUUAAACCCUGUCCAAAACAUGCAAUCCUGUGCAUGCUUAGUCAUGAAUGUGGGACUCGCAACAUCCUCAUUCCAUUGGUGAUGCAUGUGAAACCUCGUGAGAAGCAGGCACUGGCCCCAAUCCCCAUCCGUUCGCACCUCCUUGCUUCCUCCUCUGUCAGUUUUGUAUUUUCUGCCUCCCCGCCCAGCAACCAUAUAGCCUGUAACAACUACUAGGCUCUCUCUUCAACCCAAAAUAAAGCAGGGGGUCAGCAUGCAGUCAGGUGGUCCCUGGUCCAUGAGAUAGUGCCCCCCCCCUUCAUCUGCAGAGAAUGAGGCCUGCGGGAGUCAUUGCAUGAAUGAGAUGACUUCAUGGGAUUCAAAUGCUUAGAACGUGUUCCUAUAUAUGCCUGAUUCUAAGGUUUAACAAUACAAAAGUAGAUUCUACCAGGCUCAUUAAAAAGCAUAGGUAAAGGUAAAUGGACCCCUGACCGUUAGGUCCAGUCGCGGAUGACUCUGGGGUUGUGGUGCUCAUCUCGCUUUACUGGUCGAGGGAGCCGGCGUACAGCUUCCAGAUCAUGUGGCCAGCAUGACUAAGCCGCUUCUGGCGAACCAGAGCAGCACACGGAAACGCCGUUUUCCUUCCCGCCGGAGCAGUACAGUGGUACCUCGGGAUGCGAAUGGGAUCCACUCCGGAGCCCUGUUCGCAUCCCGAAUGGAACGCAAGAUGUGACAGUGCAUCUGCGUGUGCACGAGUCGCGUUUCACCGCUUCUGCACAUGCGCAUGAUGUCAUUUUGAGUGUCUGCGCAUGCGCGAGCGGCGAAACCUGGAAGUAACGUGCUCUGUUACUUCCGGGUCGCCGCGGAGCACAACCCGAAAAUAUUUAAGCUGAAGCGUAUUCAUCCCGAGGUAUGACUGUACCUAUUUAUCUACUUGCACUUUGACAUGCUUUCGAACUGCUAGGUUGGCAUGAGCAGGGACCGAGCCAUGGGAGCUCACCCAAUCGCAUAGGACAUGUCUAAACCGCACCACUUCAUAAGAUCAUAGAAUUGUAGAGUUAGCUGUGGUCUAAACCACUGAGCCUCUUGGGCUUGCCAAUUAGAAGGUUGGCGAUUCGAAUCCCCGCAACCAAGUGAGCUCCCGUUGCUCGGUCCCAGCUCCUGCCAACCUAGCAGUUCAAAAGCAUGCCAGUGCAAGUAGAUAAAUAGGUACUGCUGUAGCGGGAAGGUAAACAGCGUUUCCGUGCGCUCUGGCACUUGUCACAGUCCUCCGUGUACCAGAAGCGAUUUAGUCCUGCUGGCCACAUGACUUAGAAAGCUGUCUGUGACAAAUGCCGGCUCCCUCGGCCUGAAAGCAAGAUGUGCGCCGCAACCCCAUAGCCACCUUUGACUGGACUUAACCGUCCAGGGGUCCUUUACCAUCUAGUCCAACCCCAUGCAAUGCAGAAAUCUCAGCUAAAGAAUCCCUGAGAGAUGGCCCUCCAGUCUCAGUUUUAAAACCUCUAGUGAAGGGGAGACCAGCACAUUUUGUGGUCGUCCGUUCCACAGCUCUUACCGUCAGAAAGUCCUUCCUGAUGUUUAUCCAGAAUCUCAUUUCUUGUCAUUUGCAUUUGUUUGUAAUUUGUGUUGUGUUGGUUUUAUGCACCUGUUUAACUUGCCAUGCCUUUCCGGGAAGAAUUCUGAGGACUGAAGUUUCUCGAGGUGCCAAGGAUUGUUUUUCUUCUUCCCCUACAAAGCUACAGUUCUCAGUGUUCCCAGGGGAGAGGGGCUUUUGCCAAACCAUGUGAAUGGCAUAAUAUAUAUACUGUAUUUUUCGCUCCAUAAGACACACUUUUUUCUUCCUAAAAAGUAAGGGGAAAUUCUGUGCAUCUUAUGAAGCGAAUGCGUAGUCCCUGGAGCCGAAUUGCCCAGGGCAAAAAAAUCAUGCUUUUUUUUUUUUUUUUGGAAAGAGGGAAGUGGGUGUUGAAAAAAAGCCACUGGUCGGCAAGCGAUCAGGAGGGAGAUAAGGGAUGCUAGCAAUAAAGGAGGCUACCUGGGAGGUAAAAGCCCAUGGAUCCUCAGGAUUUUUGCAUUGGGUCACCCCAAAUUCACCAUCAGAUCACACAGCAUGUCCAUGGCUACAGCUUGCACCAAAAAAAUCACGCACCCACUGUUGUGUGGCACAAAAACAUGGUUACAAAGCACGGAUCCACAUGGAUCCUCAGGAUUUUUGCAUUGGGCUACCCCAAACAAAACCAUCAAAUCACAUGUCUGUGGCCACAGCAUGAACCACAAAAAUCAUACAUCCACUGUUUCGUUCAGAAUAUUUUAUUUCUUGUUUUCCUCCUCUAAAAACUAGGUGCGUCUUAUGGUCAGGUGCGUCUUAUGGAGCGAAAAAUACGGUAUAUAUGCCCAAGGGGUCAAGUUCAUAUAUCUUUUGUACAGGGAUGGAUAGAAAAGGCUACUUCCAAGUCCAUAUCAGUUUCAGAUGUGUUCAUUGCCUAUGUCUCUUCCAUCUUCCUUUCUGCGUUAUGAUUAUUUUUUAAAAAAUCCACAGGAGGUUGUGCGAAUUGUGAGCAGCCCUGAGACCUCUGGGUAUGGGGUGGUAUAUAAAUUAAAUAAAUAAAUAUAAAUUAAAUAAAUAAAUAUAAAUAAGAUAGAUAAAUAAAUAUAAGCUCCCUGCCCUCCACACAUGUGUGCAUGUUGCAUCUGAAACUGACUGGACCAGCCAUUGUAAUGUCCCAGUAACGCUGGGAACUGUUGCGAGGGAGAGAUGGAAACUUCUCCGCUUUUCAAAACCUCCAAUUCUCUGGAAUCCUACGGGAAAGCCAUGCAGGACCCAGGGGUGGGGAACCUCAGCCCCCAAAAACCUAAUUUUGGCCUCCUUUUACUCUUAAGAAUGCCUCUUUGCUGGCCUGGGUGGAGGACCAAGAGAGGUGAGUGUAGGAACGAGCCUACCGUACAAAGCUGAAAUUUACCUCCGUUGCUCUAACCAUUUUGGCCUCUGGUCCUGCCCCACUGCUGGCAUGUGCCCACACCAGCCCCCGAAGCUUGCCCAGAAGGGAACGUAGACCUUGAAAAAGGUUCCCCGCCCCUGAUAAAUCAAAUCUGCAUUGUUAACAGCCAGUGACCAUGGUAUGACCUGUCUUUUGAAACGGGUUCUCAAGUGUUAAACGCUCUGUGUCUGCUCUCUUUUGCCGCUUCAGCGAGAUUCUAGGGCAACUGCCCUCCGGAAAUAGGUCCCCGUUUCCUUUGCCACAAUCAGGGCUCUUGGCGAUGAGCGCUUGGCCUUGUGCUGAACCAAGGGGAGUGUAGCUGCUCAGACGUCUGUAGAGCAUCUAAGCUUGAAUAGGUUGCUUUUUCGCAUAUGUAAAGAUAGUCACCAUGUAUAUAUAUAUACCCAUGUUCCAAUAAAGGCAACCGACCC